Messenger RNA from Xenia sp. Carnegie-2017, 2272 nucleotides. RefSeq lists its product as uncharacterized. The record is from RefSeq and is a predicted model, not a curated record. The coding region runs from base 119 to 2119 and encodes 666 amino acids. NCBI's taxonomy places the organism in Eukaryota, Metazoa, Cnidaria, Anthozoa, Malacalcyonacea, Xeniidae. The transcript has 9 exons. Gene Ontology annotation, cellular component: nucleus.
UAGAGAUGAUAGAAAUAAAGUACAAACUACAAAGAAUACAAAUUACAAGCAUUCAAAAGCUUCUAUUUUCCAUCUUCCGUGUUCAGUUUUGAGAUUUUUCCCUCCAGUUUCCUUUGAAAUGUUUAAGAAAAAGAAUCGAAAAGUUUUAGUUAAUGAAACAAAGGCGGAUACCUCCGUGUGUUCGUUUUGUGGCGAGUUGCCAAACGAUGAUUAUGGUAAAUUUUUUACGUCAAAGAUGGGAUUCUCUGUCCAUCAGUAUUGCAUGUUCUUUGCUGCAGCUUUGGCGCAAAAUGGUCGUGAUGAGGAGGGCUUUGAAGGAUUUCUUGAAAAAGAUGUUUUUAAAGAAAUAAAACGUGCAAGCAGGCUUAGAUGUGGUCUGUGUGGCAAAAAAGGAGCUUCCUGUUGCUGUUCUCAUCAACAUUGCAAGAAGGCCUUUCAUUUCACCUGUGGCUUGCAAAAAAAAUAUCUUUUUCAGUUCUUUGGCAAGUUCAGUGUCUAUUGUUCUGACCAUCGACUUUAUCAAAAUGCACCAUCAUUUCCGUGGAAGACUGCUCCUUGUCCCAUAUGUCUUGAGCAUGUACAAUGCAUCUCAUCUCCUGACAUUUUAACAACACCCUGUUGUAAGGAUGUUUGGUUUCAUCGAGCGUGUGUCCAGAAACAAGCAGAGGUCAGUGGAUAUUUCUUCAGAUGUGCUGUAUGCAAUAAUAAAUCAAAGUUUUUGAAAGAAAUGCAACGGAUGGGAAUAUUUGUUCGAGACAGAGAUGCUGCUUGGGAAGAAGGUGACAAUUUUGCGGAACUUUUGCAAACAUACAAUCAAUGUGACCACACCAUUUGUAUUUGUCCAAAUGGCAGAAAGUAUUCCAAUGAUAGUGGAAAAUGGAAAUUAAUAUUAUGCUCAAGUUGUGGGCAAUAUGGUACGCAUGCAGGUUGUAGAUCAUGGCCAAGUGGCUUGUCCAUGGUGUGUCCUACAUGUCAAUCUGUCUUUGAAAGGCUUCAAAACCAAGUAAAGACACCCACUGUUUCAUCAGCUGUUGGAUCAAAAUCUUUUGAAGCAACCAACACUUCAAGCAUUGAAUUUUCUGUACAUCAAAAGAAAAGAGGCGUUGACCGUUGCACAAAAAAGGCUAAACAUCGCUUGGAUACGGAUACGGACUAUGGCGAUAUCACAGCGGUGGUGAACGGACUUAAACGAAGAGCGGACGACGAUAUCUUGAAUUAUGAUACCAGUUUUUCUGUACAACGAGCUAUAGCAGCUGGCACUGCCGUUCUCGAACAUGUAAAUGGUAAAGAUGUUGACUAUAGAAAUUCUGAGACGCAACCUCAACCUGAAAAUCGAAAACGAAAGGCUGAUGAUAGUGAAGAUGAUAUUGUCAUUACAAAAUACGUUCCUGGCGAGAAUAUUCGACAAGGAUGCGAAAUUUGCCCGAAGUGCAACCGACGUAAGCCACCUACGUCUCACGUGAAUAAUACAUCGCUUAAAAUAUCAAGAAAACAUAGCAAAUUCAAGAGUCUAUCACAUCAAAAAGAACAAAAAUCUGUAAACAGUAAUGUUGAUAAAAUUGAUAAGAAUGAGGCCAUCUUAAUAAAAGACCAAAAUAUGGACGUGAUGAAACACGAUAAGAUGAGAGAAAAUACUAAUGUAACGAGUGUUGAGGUUCUUGAACUUGCUGCAAAGAGAACUGAUGAAAGUUCUGUUCUCUUAUUGCCAUCAAAGGAGAUACUCAGGGAUCCGCAAGAAACGGAUGUAUCUAACGGAUCAUUUUGGUACAACUCAGUCGAAAGACUUUGUCAAUUGUUGAUGCCUCGUCAAGAGGUUAAUAGUAAAGAUGAACCAUCCAAAGAAAGUGAAUCUACGGGAAAAAACAAAGAAUUGUCGUCAUCAUCGUCAUGGUUACUUGGUAAGUCUUCAGAGAGAGACAAAACUGUGUCGGUGAUGAAAAGGACUUCAGGAUGUCUCAAUGACAGUUCAUUGUCGUUGAACCGGCAAUCGCCAUCUUCAUCACAGUCCAUUAAUUUUGAAUUUCUUAGUAAAAGAGCGGGUAUUGAAGCAGUUAUUGAUCACGCUAUUGAAUUGAAAAACUCGAGUAGGGAAAGAAAGCAGGCGUGUAUCUCAAGUUGAUAUUCCCACUUGUCCUGUCUUACGAUGUGAUUGUAUAAAGUUACAGCAGUCUGUUAACGUUAGUGAUAAAAGUUACGAGUGGGGUGUGAUACUUAUUUUGUAUCCUUUCAUCAUGAGUUGUUUCUAUUGUUGUAAAACUUUUACUUUCUCCUA